Messenger RNA from Tachysurus fulvidraco (yellow catfish), 1953 nucleotides. It is a transcript of the gene klf11b, whose product is annotated as Kruppel-like factor 11b. Gene Ontology annotation, molecular function: RNA polymerase II cis-regulatory region sequence-specific DNA binding; DNA-binding transcription factor activity, RNA polymerase II-specific. The coding region runs from base 138 to 1559 and encodes 473 amino acids. The transcript has 4 exons. The record is from RefSeq and is a predicted model, not a curated record. Lineage: Eukaryota; Metazoa; Chordata; Actinopteri; Siluriformes; Bagridae. Gene Ontology annotation, biological process: regulation of transcription by RNA polymerase II.
UUGUUUUACUCAGCUGAGGCCAGAGCUGAGUGGUAAAAGGAAUUAAAUUCCGGUCUCAGUCGUCACUACACGGGCGUUAGUCUGACGGACUCCUUUGUUCUGUGUUUUCUUUCGUGUAUAUAUAUAUUUUUGAAGACAUGUCAACGCGACUAUUUCCGAAUAUGGAAGAAAUUUCUCAGGGAACUCAGGUGGACACUCAAAGACCAUAUAUGGCAAGGAAAAGGCACGACAGUGAGCAGUCAUUAUGCAGCGUACCAGAGUCCAAUGAUCUGGAGGCGGCAGAAGCCCUUGUCUGCAUGAGUUCAUGGUUUCAGUCAACCCAAAGACCCAGCAGCUUGAAACCUCGUCCUCUGACCCCGGCCUCUGAUUCCUGUGACUCCCUCCUGCACCCUGAACCCCCAGAGACCCCUGGAGACUUUGUUUCACUCUCCACUUUGUGUAUGACGCCGCCACACAGCCCCAGUUUUGUUGAGACCACUGCUCACACCCCAGUGGCCACGUCAUCCUGCCCUCUGAAAAAAACUUGCACCAGUGUUGUCAGUCCCAGUCACCAGCAACCUUCUGUGACCUCUUGUGCUGAGAUGUCACCUCCCAUGUGGUUUCCUCCAAAUGAGAAACCUUCCUCCCAACCAGGCAGAGCCAUGGCUACUAGCGUAAUCCGGCAUACAGCUGACAGUUCAGUUUACCAGAACAUUCCAUACGCUAUCCAACGUCAUCAGUCAGCCACCACAAACAUUCAGCCACCAAAACAGCCAACACAGUCAGAGUUUCCCUUAUCAGCCUCUUCGCCAUGCCAGUCCCAUACAUCCAGCACCUCAUCAGAAACGUCUCAGAACAGCAGCAACCGAUCCUCUAGUGACAAGUUCCCUUUCAAAUACACUUCCAGUUCACCACUUCCCACGGCCACUCCACCCAUUAUAUGCCAGAUGUUCCCAGUGGCUCAACCAGGACUUAUAUCAACAGCGUUUAUCCAGAGUCCAAAGUCUUUCCUGCCACAGCCAAUUUUUGUUGGUUCGUCAGUUCCACAAGGUACUGUGAUGCUGGUGAUGCCUCAAGCAUCGGUGGCUCAGACACCACAAUGCCCACAGCAGGCCGUUGUGACCGUGGGCAACACUAAACUGCUGCCUCUGGCACCAGCACCAAUAUACCUACCCUCAGGGCAGAGUUGUGCCACGCAAUCAGAGUUCUCCCGUAGGCGCAACUAUGUCUGCAGCUUCCCUGGCUGCAGGAAGACCUAUUUCAAGAGCUCUCACCUCAAGGCACACCUUAGAACUCACACAGGUGAGAAGCCAUUCAGCUGUAACUGGGAGGGCUGUGACAAAAAAUUUGCACGUUCUGAUGAACUCUCUCGUCACCGGCGAACACACACCGGUGAGAAAAAAUUUGUCUGUCCUGUUUGCGACAGACGCUUCAUGCGCAGUGACCACCUUACUAAACACGCUCGCCGUCACAUGACCACCAAGAAGAUCCCCUCCUGGCAAACAGAGGUUCGAAAUCUCAACAAGAUAACGACAGCCAAGGCUCUACCAAUCAGCAUGUUGUUACCGGCCUCAAAUUAAAUCCGAUUGGAGCAAGUCAUACAGAGACUCUUUUUUGAAACUAUAAAGCUGCUAAUUCUCAUGGAUAAACAUAGACAUGCACUGGACUCUCUCUUUGUUUUCUGUUCUGCUCUUUUUGUACACUUUGUAAUGAACACAAUGUUUUGUUUACUCACUUGUUAUAAUCAUUCAUGCACUCUUUUUUGCCAAAGUCUUUGUACGAUGUUUGUCUUAAUUAAAUGUUUAUGUAUAUAUACAAUUGUAUUCUGUUGGAAAUAAAUAGCCAAUUCCUUAAAUCUUAAAUACAGGAAAAUUAUGAAAACUCAUGGAUCUUCUUAUGGAUAAUUAUCUGAACUGUGCUAAUGAUAUUAUUUUCAUUAUUUAAUACUCAUUUUCAGUAAACAGUGAUAAAUUA